CUUCGUCUAAAAACUCUUAAACUCUUCGUCUUCCCCGGCGCUCCCCCAACUCCUCCUUCCUCCCGCGAACCACUCUAGGGCUUCUCACUUCCGAUCGGAGAGAAAUAGUGUCGGAAAUUAGGGUUUCUCGAAGGGGGAACGAUGCUCGCCCCGUUGCCUCGGCUCACGAACUCGCUCAGAGGCCACUACGACGUCGACCGCGCGUACCUCCACCGCAAAACCUUGCUCCGAAGCCUCAAAUCGCGAAGAUCGCACGAUGAUUCGGCGCUCGCUCGGAAGUUAGUAUCUAAUUGGGACGAAGCUUCGCCUGAAGUUCGUCAAGCAUAUAAACAAUAUCUUGGUGCUGUGGUGGAGUUGGUACAUGGUGAGGUGAUCUCAGAAGAAUUCCAUGAAGUGGCUAAAACUGCAUACGAUCUUUUUAGUGGCCUUGACAUGGAAUGUGAUGGUAAUAAGAAAAUUGCUGAGAAAAAAGAUGAGCUGCAAAGGCUUGUAGGAGGUGGUAUUGCCGACUUCAAUCUGCAGAAAGUUGCAUUUUCAGCUCAGAGGCUCUUUUCUUUGCAACAAACAGCCCCGGGCAAUGUAUCUUCCCCGGAAAGCGUAAUGGAUGGAUGCCAAGACAAUGUUGGUGAAUUUGGCGCAGACUUGCCUUUUAAAGCUCCUUCUCGUUUCCUCGUGGAGCCGAUUGAAAAUGGCUUAUCCUUGCCUGAUGGAAGUUAUGCUGCCAGCACAUCUCAUGGAGAGCAUUAUGACGGUAAUAUGGUGUCUGUAUGUCAUCACUCAACCAACAAUAGGGGCACUGUCAAUUUGAGGUGGUUGAAGGAUGCAUGUGACAUGAUAGUAAAAGGUGGUGGUUCACUGCUUUCUGGUGAUGAACUCGCAAUGGCCUUAUCUAGAGUGCUCCUUUCAAACAAAGCAGGCGAUGAGAUAGCUGCUGAUUUAUUGGACCUUGUUGGCGAUGGUGCCUUUGAAACAGUUCAAGAUCUAUUAGCGCACCGCAAGGAACUUGUUGAUGCCAUUCAGCAUGGGCUGCUUAUACUGAAAUCCGAGAAAAUGUCUUCUAGCAGUCAACCAAGGAUGCCAAGUUAUGGUACUCAGGUUACAGUACAAACAGAAACCGAACGCCAAAUUGACAAACUUCGGCGCAAAGAGGAUAGACGUAAUAAACGUGGGUUAGAGUAUGGUAGUAUGGAUGACUUUGCUGCUGACAGUUUUUCUUCACUUCUUCUGGCAAGUGAGAGAAAACAACCUUUUGAUGAUCUGAUUGGGACUGGAGAAGGGUCCAAUUCUGUAUUAGUAAGUGCUCUUCCUCAAGGAACAACAAAGAAACAUGCAAAAGGUUACGAAGAAGUCAUAAUUCCACCUACUCCAACUGCUGCAAUGAAACCGGAUGAGAAGCUGAUUGGGAUUAGAGAACUGGACGACUUUGCUCAGGCUGCUUUCCGAGGAUACAAGUCACUCAACCGCAUUCAGAGUCGUAUAUUCCAAUCAACUUAUCACACAAAUGAGAAUAUUCUGGUUUGCGCACCAACUGGUGCUGGUAAGACAAACAUCGCUAUGAUUGCUAUUCUCCAUGAGAUUAAACAACACUUCAGGGAUGGUAUUUUGCACAAGGACGAGUUUAAAAUAGUGUAUGUUGCUCCUAUGAAGGCCUUGGCGGCAGAAGUGACAUCAACAUUCGGUCAUCGCCUUUCUCCAUUAAAUAUCGCUGUGAGGGAACUUACUGGGGACAUGCAACUGUCCAAGAAUGAGCUUGAAGGAACCCAGAUGAUAGUGACUACUCCUGAAAAAUGGGACGUCAUAACUCGCAAAAGCAGUGACAUGUCAUUGUCAAUGCUGGUUAAACUCCUAAUCAUUGAUGAAGUACACCUGCUAAAUGAUGACAGAGGCCCGGUAAUAGAGGCACUAGUUGCUCGAACCCUCCGACAAGUGGAGUCAACUCAAUCAAUGAUCCGCAUUGUAGGCCUAUCUGCAACCCUGCCCAAUUAUUUAGAGGUUGCACAAUUCUUGCGGGUUAAUCCAGAAAGCGGGUUGUUCUUUUUUGAUUCCAGUUAUCGCCCAGUCCCCUUAGCUCAACAAUACAUUGGAAUAAGCGAGAAGGAUUAUAGUAAAAAGCUUGAACUGUUUAACAGAAUAUGCUAUGAGAAGGUUUUAGAUUCACUUAAGCAAGGGCAUCAAGCAAUGGUUUUUGUUCAUUCACGCAAAGACACAGGGAAAACUGCUAGAACACUGAUUGAGACCGCUGCAAGACAAGGUGAACUGGAACUGUUUUUGAAUGAUAAGCAUCCUCAGUUUUCUUUGAUUAAGAAAGAAGUCAGCAAGUCCAGAAACCGAGAACUUGUCGAGUUAUUUGAAUCUGGGUUUGGCAUUCAUCAUGCUGGGAUGCUGCGAUCUGAUAGAGGCUUGACCGAACGCUUAUUUUCUGAUGGUCUGCUGAAAGUCCUUGUGUGUACUGCAACAUUGGCUUGGGGAGUGAAUUUACCUGCUCAUACAGUUGUCAUCAAGGGUACACAACUAUAUGAUCCUAAGGCUGGUGGUUGGCGGGACUUGGGCAUGCUGGAUGUGAUGCAGAUUUUUGGACGUGCUGGGCGGCCACAGUUUGACAAAAGUGGUGAAGGCAUUAUAAUCACAACUCACGACAAGUUGGCUUAUUACUUAAGAUUGCUAACGAGUCAACUUCCAAUAGAGAGCCAGUUUAUUGGCUCUCUUAAAGAUAAUUUGAAUGCUGAGGUGGCAUUAGGCACAGUAACUAAUGUAAAGGAAGCUUGUGCUUGGCUUGGAUAUACAUAUUUAUUUAUAAGGAUGAAGACAAAUCCGUUGGUGUAUGGGAUAGCAUGGGAAGAGGUCAUUGGAGAUCCUUCUUUGAUUUCCAAACAAAGGUCUCUUAUAAUUGAUGCUGCACGUGCUCUUGACAAGGCAAAAAUGAUGCGUUAUGAUGAGAAAAGUGGAAACUUUUACUGCACAGAGCUUGGUCGUAUUGCAAGUCACUUUUAUCUUCAGUAUACUAGUGUAGAAACCUACAAUGAGAUGCUUAGGCGCCACAUGAGUGAGAGUGAAGUGAUCAACAUGGUGGCCCACUCUUCUGAAUUUGAAAACAUUAUGGUUAGAGAAGAAGAACAAGAUGAACUAGAAAAUUUGUCCAAAAGGUUGUGCCCAUUAGAAGUUAAGGGUGGGCCAACUGACAAGCAUGGGAAAAUCUCAAUCCUCAUUCAGGUGUACAUUUCUCGCGGAUCAAUAGAAAGCUUCUCCUUAAUAUCUGAUGCUGCAUAUAUCAGUGCAAGCUUGGCUCGUAUUAUGCGUGCUUUAUUUGAAAUUUGCUUGCGUAGAGGGUGGUGCGAAAUGACGUCAUUAUUCUUGGAAUAUUGCAAGGCUGUGGAUCGGCAAAUUUGGCCUCACCAGCAUCCUCUUAGGCAGUUUGACAGGGACUUUUCACCAGAGAUACUGAGAAAACUUGAAGAAAGAGGUGCCGAUUUGGAUCGUCUCUUUGAGAUGGAGGAGAAAGACAUUGGUGCUUUGAUUCGUUAUGUCCCUGGUGGAAAGUUGGUUAAGCAACACCUAGGAUACUUCCCGCGUAUCCACUUGUCUGCUACCGUUAGCCCAAUUACCAGGACUGUUCUGAAGGUGGAUCUAGUUAUAACUCCUGAAUUUGUUUGGAAGGAUCGGUUUCAUGGAACAUCUGAACGUUGGUGGAUUCUUGUUGAGGAUUCUGAAAAUGACCACAUUUACCAUUCUGAGCUCUUCACAUUGACCAAAAAGAUGGCUAGAGGGGAAUCUCAGAAAAUUUCUUUUACUGUUCCAAUAUUUGAACCACAUCCACCGCAGUACUACAUACGUGCUAUAUCUGAUUCCUGGUUACAAGCAGAGGCACUUUUUAUCGUCACUUUUCAUAAUCUUACCUUGCCUGAGACACAAAUAUCGCACACUGAACUUCUAGAUUUAAAGCCUCUUCCUGUUAGUGCUCUUGGCAAUGAAGCUUAUGAAGCUCUUUAUAAAUUUUCACAUUUCAAUCCCAUCCAAACACAGGCUUUUCAUGUCCUCUAUCAUACAGACAACAACGUUCUCCUAGGAGCUCCCACAGGAAGUGGGAAAACUAUAUCUGCUGAAUUAGCAAUGCUGCAUCUUUUCAGCACACAACCUGACAUGAAGGUAGUUUACAUUGCCCCUUUAAAGGCUAUUGUUCGAGAAAGAAUGAUAGAUUGGAAAAAGCGGCUUGUCUCUCAGCUUGGGAAGAAAAUGGUUGAGAUGACUGGUGAUUUUACUCCCGAUCUUAUGGCACUGCUUUCAGCUGACAUCAUAAUUUCUACUCCUGAAAAAUGGGAUGGUAUCAGUCGGAGCUGGCAUAGUCGGAGCUAUGUGAUGAAGGUUGGACUCAUGAUACUGGAUGAGAUUCAUCUUUUAGGGGCUGAUCGCGGACCCAUUCUUGAGGUUAUUGUAUCUAGGAUGAGAUACAUAUCGUCGCAAACAGAACGAGCAAUACGUUUUGUAGGUCUAUCAACUGCAUUAGCUAAUGCUCGUAACUUGGCUGACUGGUUGGGUGUUGGAGACAUUGGUCUAUUCAAUUUCAAGCCUAGCGUGAGACCUGUACCUUUGGAAGUUCACAUCCAGGGUUAUCCAGGGAAAUUUUAUUGCCCAAGAAUGAAUAGUAUGAACAAACCAGCAUAUGCUGCUAUUUGUACCCAUUCACCUGCAAAACCAGUUCUUAUUUUUGUUUCAUCUCGCCGUCAGACGAGGCUAACGGCACUUGAUCUAAUUCAGCUUGCUGCAUCAGAUGAAAAUCCGAGACAAUUCCUGAAUAUGCCAGAAAAUUCAUUGGAGAUGGUCCUUUCACAAGUCACUGAUAAUAAUUUGAGGCAUACUCUACAAUUUGGAAUUGGGCUGCAUCAUGCAGGAUUAAAUGACAGAGACAGAUCAUUGGUUGAGGAACUCUUUUCAAAUAACAAGAUCCAGAUAUUGGUAUGCACUAGCACAUUGGCAUGGGGUGUAAAUCUUCCAGCUCAUCUGGUUAUCAUUAAGGGAACUGAAUACUAUGAUGGUAAAGCAAAAAGAUAUGUCGAUUUUCCUAUUACCGACAUUCUGCAGAUGAUGGGUCGUGCUGGUCGACCACAGUAUGACCAGCAUGGGAAAGCUGUUAUUCUUGUUCAUGAACCCAAAAAGAGCUUUUACAAGAAGUUCCUAUAUGAACCAUUUCCUGUUGAAAGUAAUCUGAGGGAGCAUUUGCAUGAUCACAUAAAUGCUGAAAUUGUUUCUGGCACAAUUAGUCAUAAGGAGGAUGCAGUUCAUUACCUGACAUGGACUUACCUAUUUCGUCGACUGGUUGUUAAUCCUGCAUAUUAUGGGUUAGAGGACACUGAGGCUUAUACUUUGAAUUCUUACCUCUCGAGGUUAGUAGAAACUACAUUUGAGGACCUUGAGGACAGUGGAUGCAUCAAGAUAGCUGACAAUUCUGUCGAGACUCUAAUGUUGGGUUCAAUAGCAUCGCAGUAUUAUCUAAGUUACAUGACAGUUUCAAUGUUUGGAUCAAAUAUAUCCUCAAAUACGUCACUUGAAGUUUUCUUGCACAUUCUUUCUGCUGCUUCAGAAUUUGAUGAACUUCCUGUGCGGCAUAAUGAGGAAAAUUACAACAAAGCAUUAUCUGAGAAGGUUCCAUAUUCAGUUGACGAGCACCGUCUUGAUGAUCCACACGUGAAAGCAAAUUUACUUUUGCAGGCACAUUUCUCGCGAGUAGAAAUGCCUAUCAGUGACUACGUCACUGACUUGAAAUCUGUUCUUGAUCAAAGUAUACGUAUCAUCCAGGCUAUGAUUGACAUAUGUGCCAAUAGCGGAUGGUUUUCAAGCACAAUGAAUUGUAUGCAUCUUCUUCAAAUGAUCAUGCAGGGGUUAUGGUUUGACAGAGAUUCUUCCUUGUGGAUGUUACCAUGUAUGGAUGACGAUCUUCUAUCUCAUCUUAAUAAAGUAGGCAUCUCGACAUUAUUAGACUUAUUGGAUCUUCCUUAUGCGAACUUGCAAAGGUUGCUUCACCCCUUUCGUGCUUCUGAGUUAAACCAGGAUCUGCAACAUUUUCCACGUAUCCGGCUGAAGGUGAAGCUUCAAAAUAGGGACAUUGCAGGGUCAAAAUCUCAGGUCCUGAACAUCAAAUUGGAAAAGAUCAAGUACGGGCGUUCAACAUCACGAGCAUUUGCCCCUAGAUUUCCCAAGAUAAAAGAUGAAGCGUGGUGGCUAGUUCUGGGGAAUGUGACCAAUUCCGAACUAUAUGGCCUGAAAAGAAUUAGUUUCUCGGAUAGCUUGGUUACUCGCAUGGACUUACCUCAAACAUCACUCAAUCUUGAGGAAACGAAGUUGAUUCUAGUAUCAGAUUGCUAUCUCGGAUUUGAGCAGGAGCACUCCCUUGCAGAAUUUGCCUGAUUUAUCAUGUGUUUAUAAAACUCCAAUAUAUCGAAAAGUGAGAAACUUUACCUUCUCAGUUUCUGGUGUAUAGUUCUGUCCAAAAUGAGAGCAACGAUCGGCUAGGUAGAUAGAGAUCCAAACUUAUGAUGAGGUAUAUUUUCUCGUCUGAUCCGUGGAAGCAGCAAACUGUCCGAAGCAGCGGACAUAGCCGAAGUUCCUUCUGAUAAAACAUUAAAUAGACUAAAACUGAGAAGCGAGAUGCCCAAGAACAGCUGGUUCACUAACAGCGUAUUUAGCGGAUUGUGUAGCUAAAGUGGUCGUUGAUUCGGAGCUCGCACGGUACACAACGUUGUGGGUGAGAUCUUUUGGUGUCGGGAAUGGGAGGUUCAAUCAAACGUGCUAAGGUACCAAUUUUUACUGUGAAAACAAUAGCUUCUUUCAUAGCCAUGCCUUCCACCUUCCGUCAAUUCUCAAAACUGUAUAAGAUGAUAUUUAAAGGCAAUUGCAAAAGCCAUUUGCAUUCAAGAAUUUUCCCCUAUCAGUUUUUUCGUAGAUGUAUUUUUGAAGUUAUAAUAUCUUCAAAUAAUACGAUGGGGAAAGAACAUGUCGCUCUCAAUGGCAAAGAAUUCUUUCUCAUUAUAUGAUGAAGAUAGAAAGUCAAUUCGGUGGUUGUAAAUUGUAAUCAGCUGUUUUAAUUGAUUACCUCGACGCCAACAGCAAUUAAAAUGACGGCUGCAAGAAAAUCUCGCAUGGAGCAUUGAAAAAAGAGUGAAUGUAUAUAAUAUUUUAGAGGAGAAGCGGGGCAAUUAUAAGGAAUAUACUUUCCCUACUUUAAUACCUUCCUUAGUAGUUGCCUUUCGUUUUCUUGUGGCGUAAAUUUGGAGCAGAUCAAUCAAUGUUAUAAGAGAAGUGAAGUGCUUUUGGUUUUCCUUUAUGUAUCUUUUAUUAUAUUGUUGAUAUGGUGGUAUUAAUUGUGUUGAAGUCAUAUAUACUGUUUGUACCAUAUAACCUCGUCACUAUAUUAAUAAUUUGUACCAUAUGAGUGAGCUUGUCAAUAUAUGAACAAUAUAUAAAGCAAUAUUAAUAAAAAAUCCUGUAGCAGCAUUGAUAUUA
Messenger RNA from Ananas comosus (pineapple), 7494 nucleotides. RefSeq names its product DExH-box ATP-dependent RNA helicase DExH14. NCBI's taxonomy places the organism in Eukaryota, Viridiplantae, Streptophyta, Magnoliopsida, Poales, Bromeliaceae. The transcript is spliced from 49 exons. The record is from RefSeq and is a predicted model, not a curated record. Gene Ontology annotation, molecular function: ATP binding; nucleic acid binding; ATP hydrolysis activity. Bases 142 to 6399 code for a protein of 2085 amino acids.